GGUAAGUCCAGGGAUUCGGGAAGAGGGAUGAUUUCCACUUGCUACUGAGGAUUAAUUUGGCCUAAGCCUGUCCAUUUCCCAUUGUCAGUCUUAGCUUGGCAGCGCCUGGCUUUUAGAAGAUGAAAUUCAUCUGCUGCUCCAUGAAAGACACAAACCCAGCUGCAUACAAGGGCACUACCAAAUACCUACUGGGAAAGAUUUUGCCUGUCCCCCAUAUCUUUCAGCUGCAGUAAAUGUAUGAAGUAAUUGUAAGAGCAACACACCUUUCAGCCCUCAUGUCUUUUGGCAUGGUUCAAUAGACUUUUGACCUCCAAGGAAUGUUGCUUACCCAUUACCCAACCCACCUCUUUCGAUAGAGAGGCAUAGUUCAGUUUUGACCAGCUGACUAUGUGGCAGCACUGAUUUCAUUUACUGAGGUGUUGGAUGUCUGCUUCAUGUGUCUUCAGAGGGGACUUCCAGUUAGAAAUGAAACUACUGUGAAUCAAAGAAGACAUGAAGGUGCAGAAAAUACUCAUCUUUCUGUUUCAUUUGCAUGCUGUAGUUUCAGGUCCUGAAGAGGAAACCGGGCGAUUUUCCGAAGAUUUUAUCCUUCCUUGCUUUUUUCCACCUGCGAAAGGUGAAGUAAUUUACUGGAAGAAAGGGAACAAAAAUGUGCACAGCUACUACUACGAGAAGGAUCAGCUAGAACGUCAGGACUCUGCGUACAAGGGGAGAACAUCCCUUUUUCAUGAACAAAUUCCCAAUGGAAAUGCCUCUUUGAAACUGAGUAACCUGAGCCUGAGUGAUGAGGGCUCCUACAGCUGCUAUGUGGGGACAAAUCAAGAUAAAACAGAACUGGAAGUCAGGCUUCACGUAACAGUUUCCCCCUCUUAUGCAAUGGAAUAUGAAAAACGAGACACAGAGAGACUGUUGAAAUGUCUUGCCUUUCGUAUUUAUCCUGAGCCAAACAUAACAUGGGCAUAUAACAGUACAUCUAUGCAAAACACAAAAAUGGAAGUAACUCAGGAUGGCCCUCUCUAUUUAGUUAGAAGUGAGCAGAACAUUACAAACAAAGUUUCUUCUUACCAGUGUCACAUUCAAUUUCACAACCAAACUUGGACUGCUGAAUGGAAAAUGGAAGAUCCGUUUUUUAAAAAGGAAGGAGAUACUGUUUCAAUUCCAUGUGAAUUUAUGGCUGAAGGGUCUCCAUAUGCUAAAGACUUCAUAGUUACUUGGACAAUAAUCAGAAAUGCAUCUACCUUGGUUCUGGCAUCCUCUGACAACUCAUCACAACCCCCUGAACAGUUUAAAACUCGAUUCUUUUGGGAGAAAAUCAAUGAACAGGACUACUCAGUAAUCUUAAGGGAUCUUACUCUGGCAGACAGUGGAGAAUACAUGUGCAAUAUUUCAACACCUCACUAUACACAACUCACUGUAAGAAUUUUGCACAUUGGGGAAAAAUCCUCACGUCACCAUUGGAUAGUAGUUAUAGUGCUACUGAUCCUCAUCAUUGCCUUUGCUGUAUGGUGUGCUGUGAAGGUAUGUAUUACUUUAAUAUCUGUUUUUGUAAAAUCCCUUAGAACAAGAUGUAUGUAA
Terrapene triunguis (Three-toed box turtle) is the source of this 1575-nucleotide messenger RNA. RefSeq names its product HERV-H LTR-associating 2 (gene HHLA2). Gene Ontology annotation, biological process: cell surface receptor signaling pathway; T cell costimulation; immune response. The coding region runs from base 493 to 1575 and encodes 360 amino acids. Gene Ontology annotation, cellular component: external side of plasma membrane. The transcript is spliced from 7 exons. NCBI's taxonomy places the organism in Eukaryota, Metazoa, Chordata, Testudines, Emydidae. The record is from RefSeq and is a predicted model, not a curated record.